Molecule: messenger RNA, 957 nt
Organism: Peronospora belbahrii
Lineage: Eukaryota; Oomycota; Peronosporomycetes; Peronosporales; Peronosporaceae
Source: the annotation of a GenBank genome assembly
AUGCAAGCAAAUAAGGACACCGAUUGGCAUGAGGUAUUCGCCGACCUGCUGGUGUUUGAGCAGGACUAUGACACAGCUAUGCAUAUACUUAUGUAUCAGGAUGAGAAGGUGGCAAGACUGUCAGUUGAAAAUACAGAUCCAACGACAAUUUUGCGCGCAAGACGCGUCAAACCUCACGGAAACUGCGUCUCGACGCCGCGGAGCACCAGCAAGAAGCGCAAAGGAUCUGGGUUAUCACGAAAGCCGCUUAAGAAACCUUCAAGUAGUUUAUUGCUGAGCUUCACCACCUCAUCUUCAAGUGUCUUUUCUCACGGUGGUAGAGAGACAAGGAGUGCGGACAUUGUAGUACAAGACACUGGUACUUGCAAUGACGCUGUCGUAAGUAUUAUGGGUACAGAAGCAGAUUUUGUACCUGGUAAAGAGUCAGUAGAUGUUGAUAUCAAUGAGAUAGUAGAUGUUGAUAUUGGAAGCUCUGUACCGAGUGCGGACAAACGAACGGCGCUUGAUCAGAAAUGUAAGAAACUGCACAGUGGUAUAAGCGGCGAGAUUAAGGUGCUGAGUUUGUUCAGUACUGGGUCAGGGAAGACGGUGGCGGUGUCGAAGUCACGGCUGCGCGAGUAUGAGGAGAAGUUGUGCAGUAAGGAGGAGUCUGUGCCUGGUAGCAAUGGUAUCAGCACGACGAUGAGUAGCACGGCCACGGUGCCGAGUUUGUUCAGUACUGGAUCAGGGAAGACAGUGACGGUGUCGAAGUCACGGCUGCGCGAGUAUGAGGAGAAGUUGUGCAGUGAGGAGGAGUUUGUGCCUGGUAGCAAUGGUAUCAACACGACGAUGAGUAGCACGGCCACGGUGCCGAGUUUGUUCAGUACUGGGUCAGGGAAGACGGUGACGGUGUCGAAGUCACGGCUGCGCGAGUAUGAGGAGAAGUUGUGCAGUGAGGGAGGAGUCUGUGCCUGGUAG